Molecule: messenger RNA, 5537 nt
Organism: Chionomys nivalis (European snow vole)
Lineage: Eukaryota; Metazoa; Chordata; Mammalia; Rodentia; Cricetidae
Gene: Mrps25
Product: mitochondrial ribosomal protein S25
Exons: 3
Coding region: 29-655 (208 amino acids)
Cellular component (GO): mitochondrion
Molecular function (GO): structural constituent of ribosome
Source: RefSeq, a predicted model, not a curated record
ACCCGCGGGCCCGCGGCUCGAGAAGCUGAUGAAGGCCGCCAUGCCGAUGAAGGGCCGCUUCCCUAUCCGCCGCACGCUGCAGUACUUGAACCGCGGGGACGUGGUGUUCAAGGACUCGGUGAAGGUCAUGACUGUGAACUACAACACGCACGGGGAGCUGGGCGAAGGCGCCAGGAAAUUUGUGUUUUUCAACAUCCCUCAGAUCCAGUAUAAGAACCCUUGGGUGCAGAUCAUGCUGUUUAAGAACAUGACGCCAUCACCUUUCCUGCGGUUCUAUCUAGGUACCCAGUGGCUUCUGAGAUCUGGACCCAGCUCUCCCACCUGUCUUCUCCAGCUUAUCUCCUGUUCUCUGCCAUCAUGUGGGCCAAUCUACCCACAUUUCCUUUGCUGCUCUUUGCUGAUGUGUCUUCACUUUCUGUCCAUGAGCUUAAAGAAUUCCUUUGCUGGGGUGUGUGGCCAUAGCUCCAGUGGUAGAGUGUGCAGUAUACUGCAAAACCUCAAAACCAAAUACUCUCUAAGCCUGGAUUUGGCCCUCAGGCACCUAGUGCCCCUCAGUGCUGACCACAGUCUCCUUUCUGGUCCCACUAGGUGUCUGAGACCCUGCUUGCUUGUCCUGAUGCCGGGCACCAGCAGCCCAUUACUGGUUCAUGAAUAAUGAGUAGAAAGUACCACAGGAAGAAGGAUCAUUAUACAUCUGCGCACAUAAGGGGUGUUGCUGAGGGGCAGCUUGGAGCCAGGUGUUGGGCAGUCAAAAAUCCACAAAGUCCAUGGGCAAACGCUUUGGCGUGCGUGUGUGUGUAUGUGUGUGUGUGUGUGUGUGUGUGUGUGUGUGUGUGUGUGUGUGUGUGAAGGUGUUCUGUGUAUGGGGGAGACAGAAUAUAAAGGAAACCAGAAAGAUGGUCAACUGGUCCCGUGGUGAAGGAAGUGUUCUUAGGGCCUUGAUGAGAUUUCUGGGCAAAUGUUGCAGAUUGGAGUCAUAGCCAGCCUUGGAGAAAUGAUGAAGCCACUGCAUGACAUAGGAUGGGUCUGUAGUAAGAGCCAGAUAUAUGCUCCUUUCUACAUGGGCAGUAGCUUAGGACUUUUUGUUUGAGAUAGGAAUCUGUAGCACAGACUGGCCUCAAACUUUUGAGUCCUCCUGGCUGAGACUUUCAAAUGCUGGGGUUAGUUAUGGCCACUAUAUACCUGCCUGCUUUGCCUCUGAAUUUCAUAUGGAUAAGAAUCUAUUGGGAACAUUUAUUAUAUGGAUAAUAGAAUCAGUGGGAUAAAGAACCCGUCCCUGGCUAGGAACUGUACUAGGAUAUGAACCUGCCCUCAAAACUCUGCCCAUGACAUAGCAAGGCCAUCUGCUUGUGCUGGUAGUCCCUGUGCCUUGUGGGAAAGACUGACUAUACCAUAGGGCUGUAUCUUGGUCCCUAGGAACCAUAGCCCAAAUGGAAGGAGGGCUGGGAGGAGCCUGGUACAUUUUCUUUUGCAAAAACCUUUUACAUACAUUGUUUUCAAAUCAUCUAAGGCUAAACCCAGGGUCUUUCAAGUGCUAAGUGUGUGCCUUGCCACACAGUCACAUCCCAUCCACUUUAUCCUUUUAGAGACAGGGUCUCGUUAUAUUGCCAGGCUGACCUCAAACUCCUUGGCUCCUGCUUCAGCUUUCUGAGUGCUAGGACUCCCAGCCUGGAGGAUCCCAGCUUCUCUUGAUUUGUUGCAGCUGAGCAUCUUCCACUAUGUUAGUCUCUCAACCCAUCCAGUCACCUAUUGAUGAGCUCUGCAUGAGCUUUUAAGUGCUGAGACCUUGAUAAAGAUUUGUGCAGGGAAAGUGGCAGGUGAAAAGAGCAGUAGAGAUGGUGACACAGCACUGAGAGGCUUACUCCAGAGAAAUGCUUUGGUUCUAUAGUGGGCAUGAGCAGAGAACAGAUCACAAGGUGUGGGCUCAGGAGAACAAGGUUGAAGGGACCGCAUGUACAGAGCAUUUUUUUUUGUUAUGUAACAACAACAACAACAAAAGAGUAGAAGGUCAUGUGACCAGAUAGCAAGCUGGUGACUUGUCUCUCCUCUUCACACAAUCACUGCUGCCUUCCUGGGACUCACCUUCAUGGCCUCAUCCAAUCCUGGUCACCUCCUAGAAGUACUCCCUGCAGAUGCCAUCAGGAAUUUCCAACACAACUUUUGAGGUUAUAUUCAGUUGAGCACAUCUGCAAAGUCCCUUUUUGUUCCGGCAGUGUCUUUUAGGAGCCACUGUGAACUGUCUUCUCACUGUUCUGUGUGUAGUGUCUGGGUACAGUUCUGUUUGAGGCAGUAUGUAUAUGGCAUUCAAAUCUGUGGCCUCUUAACUCUCAACCCCCAUGUGGGGGUGUGAAGACUUUAAUUUGUGUCAGUGCUAGAUCAUCCACUUUUCUUCUGGUUUAGUGGGUCUGUGGCCUAUCCAUGAUGCCUUUGCUUACCCCAAAGCCCCUCUCAUUUUUCCUUAGAGGCGUAUAAUUAUGUUUUAUGUCCCUGUGAUACUUUAGAUUUUUAAGUUUGUUACGUGGGUUUGCUUGCAUGAGUUUAUGUGCACCAGAUGCAUGCAAGAGCCAACAAAGGCAAGAUCUUCUAAAAUAGGUUAACAUGUGUUUUGAGUUUCUAAGUGGAUGCUGGGGAUCAAAGCUGGGUCCUCUACAAGAGCACUAAGUGUUAAGCCAUCUUCCCAGCCUGAGAUAUAUUUAUUGAAAUGCGUAUAAUUUGUGUGUGUGGGUACAAGUGCCUUUGUGCACACGUGGAGGCCAGAAGAGGGUUUUGGAUGUCUUCCUCUAUCACUCUACUUUAAGGUAGGGUCUCUCCGUGAACUUCAGGAUUGUGUUUUUGGGUAGGCUGGAAGUCACCAAGCCCCAGCAAUCCUUGUUUGCGCCCCUGCUUUGAACUAGGAUUAUAGGUGUAGCGUGGGUGCUGGGAUCUUAACUCUGGUCCUCAUGAUUGAUUGUGCAGCAAACACUCUUAACCAUUGAGCCCUCUCCACCCUGCCUGUGAUACACUUUUCAAGUUCUUUCCUGUGUACUAAAGGCAGGAUGGAAGUUGAGUUUUGGUUUUUGCACUGAGGAUACCCAGCUGUUGAACACUGCUGUACUUUUUCUCACUGGAUUUCCUUAGUAUCUUUGUUCAAAAUCAGUCACCAUGAUGGGGACCAACAGUGUGAUCUAUGUGCUGUGGCAAAAGACUAAGUGCUGAAACCUGCUUCAACCUGGUAGACCGGAAAUUUCCAAAAGAGGUAACUUUCAGAACAUUGAAGUGCUAGCCAGGAAUGGGGAUAGUGACUGUGGUAAGUAGGUACAGGGUGUAUUUGUUUUAUUAAAAUCGCUGAGUUAUGUGCUUUGGUUUGAAAUAAUCAAAUGUAUGCUUCUUUUUUAAAGAUUUAUAUCUGUAUGUAUGUGUACUACAUGCAUGCAUGGUACCUGGGAGGUAAGAAGAUAGCAUUGGAUCAUCUGCAACUGAAGUUACAGAUGGUUGUUAGCCAUUAUAUGGGUGUUGGGAAGGGAAGUGCCCUUAACCAUUGAGCCAUCUUGCCAGACCCCAAUUGCAUGUUUUACCGUACACAGAAGCUACUUUAUUACUUAAUUUCUGAAUUCUUUCACUGAAUUGGGUACUAAUUUUAUCUCUAUCUCCCCUCCCCAAGUUACUUUUUUUUUUUUUUUUUUUAAAUGUCUAGGGGCUAGCCUUAAAUUUGUGGUGCUCCUGCCUUGGCCUGCUGAGUGCUGGGAUUAUAUAAACUUGAAGAUGUUUGCCAAUUUCUAGAAGAAGGCUAGCUAUGGUUUUGCUUUUAGUAUUUUGAAAUUUUCAUUUUCUUGUGGUUUGGUGGUAGUUAGUUUUUGUAUUUGCACCUUAUCCCUUGACAUUAUUUCUGGUUAUUUGCACCUUAUCCUUGACAUUAUUUCUGGUAAUUUUAUAGAUUGCUUAGGAUAUUUUACUUAUUGUAACAUUCAUAUGCAAACAAAGCAUGGCACGGCUUCACUAAUCUUGGCAGUUUUCUUGUCUCAGUUCAUUUUUCUAGGCAGUACUAGUGUUGUGCAUCUCCACAAAUAGUGUCUCCAUCUGCUGUUGAGCCUCUUCACUAGUGUCCACUCUUUUGUAAUAUUGUAUUUUCUUAAUGACUAAUGUUGACUGCUUUUUCAUGUGCUUGUCAUUAGCUAUUUUGUUUUUAUUUAAUUUAAAAAAUGGGCAAAAUAUCUAAUUAAGUCAGGUUAUCUUCCUUAGUUGUGAAUUCAGAUAUAUGUGCUUUUUCCCAGUUCCUGACUUAGUGCCUUCUAUAACACAAAGUAAGGAAUUUCAAAUUCAAGUUACUGAUGGACUUUAUGGAUCACACUUUAGAUAUUAUGCCUGAAAAAAAAAAUUGCUCCUUGGUUAAAGGUCAUGAAGAUUUUCUCCUGUGGUGUUUUUGUUUGCUAUGCUGGGGGCUGCACCCAGGGCCAAUAUAUGCAGGGCAAACAUGGUCUGGUAAACUACAUUCUUUUAUAAAUUUUGUAAAAUGUUUUAGCAUGGGCCAGCUAAAUGACUUAGCACUUGAAAACAGACUACACAGAUUUAUCCUGUCCUCCACAUGUGGGCACACACACAGCCUUACGUUUUUGGUCCAUUUUAUUUUUUUCUUUCAUCUGUAUGUGACUAGCCAGUUCUAGUGUUGGAUGAAAAAAAUUAAGUUGAAAUUUUCUUGCCAUCUUUGCUGGAACCAGUUGCCAGUAGAAGGGUUUAUUUGGUGUUGGGCUUGGUUUUGUCCCAUUUGGUGGUAUGCCUAUUGUUGGGCACGUCUCUGUUUUGGUUCCAGUAACCUUUAGCUAUAGAACCCUUGGAAAGCAGACACCCCCUUAUCUUAUUAUUUUAUUUAUUUAUUUAUUUAUUUUUUUGGUUUUUCAAGUAUCUUAUUUUUUUGAGUGUCAAGCUCUUAGGGUCUUAGAAGGCUGGCCUUGAGCUGUACCUCUAGCUUUCCUAUUUUCUUUCAUUUCAAAAUUGUAGUUUUUCAUUUCCAUAUGAAUUGUAGACUCAUUUUGUUAAGCUUCCAUAAAAACUGUAUUGUAGAGAUAGGCAGAGUUUUAGGACAGCCAGGGCUACACAGAGAAACUCUGUCUAGAAACAAACAAAAAUUGCAUUGUUAUAGGGAUGGGACUACAGUGAUCUAUAGAGGAAUUUGUCUGCUCGUGUUUCUUAAAAAUGGAAAGUGGGAGGGUAUCAUCAUCAGUUAUGCAAAAAUUAUUGGAGUGAUGGCUUAGCAAUUAAAGGUCCUCUUCUAGAGGACUUGAGUCAGAUGCCUCACAGUUGCCUGUAACUCUAGCUCCUGGGGGUCUGAUAACUCUCUUCUUGACUCCUCAAGUACCUGUACUUUUGUGCACGAAUGCACAUAUAUACACAAUUUAAAUUAAAAAAUACUGAACUCUACUACUAAAAGAAAAUUGGAGUCUAAGCUGGUCUUGAUAUGUUAAUCAUCCUACCUCAUGAGGCUACAGGUGUAUUACACCUGGUAGCCCUACCUGUUGAGACUGAAAAGUAUGCCUGAAUCAGCUCUCCUCCCUUUGUGCCUC